Molecule: messenger RNA, 564 nt
Organism: Sinocyclocheilus anshuiensis
Lineage: Eukaryota; Metazoa; Chordata; Actinopteri; Cypriniformes; Cyprinidae
Product: ras/Rap GTPase-activating protein SynGAP-like
Exons: 4
Coding region: 283-564 (93 amino acids)
Source: RefSeq, a predicted model, not a curated record
CUCUCCGUCUCUCUCUCCCUUCGUUCUCCUCUUCUUCAUCACUCUUGUUUUACGCGUGUGAUAUGUGAUGUGAUACACGGGCUGUAAUCAUCCCAAUGACUCUCGUCGACCAUGGACGAUGAUUUUGUUUCGGUUUUUCCAUUCGCAUCACGGGAAUAUCGCUUCAGCGUCGACGCAGUCCAUGAGCACAAGGGGGUUUUCGCUUCCUAUGACUGCUAAAGGAUAUUUCUGCAUGUCGAGAGACUGAAGAGACACGGAGAACACCUUCAAUGCCGUUGGAACAUGUCAUAUGUUCCCUUUCAAGAUGCGAGGUAUGCUGUCCCCCCCUCCUACCGACACCAGCCCUCCUUCGCUGCUGCUCCCUCCUGCGAGCAACCCGACUGGAAUCCUCGUCUGUGUGUGAUCAGUGGAAAUCAGCUCUACAUGUUGGACCAGGAGGAGGUUCACCCUUUGUUGAUGCGCGAGCAGCGCUCGGAGUCGCACAGGAACAAGCUGCUGCGACGGACGGUCAGUGUGCCUGUGGAGGGGAGGCACCAUCCUGAAAUGGCAAACAAGCCUUCAUAG